UCGAAAGCGCAUCAUCCUUACCGCUAUGUCUGCGACUCCACGCCUAGGCUCAUGCACGAUUCAUUUUACACCGAAGACAUACAAGGAAGAGACCGAGGGAAAGGGAAUAGAGCCUAAGACAAGAGGGCUGAACCUUGUUCUAUAUUCUCCCAAUCGCAAGUGGCAUGUCAAACUUACCUUUCAAGGCAAACUCCAAUCAGCCCAGAGCAGAACCUUUGCCAAAGUAACGAAACGUCGGAAAGAUCUCGAGAACCUCUGCCUUUGUAUCGAUUUCGACCUUAUACAGCUCCUAGCUAAUACGAUUACCGAGCUUCUCCUUAUACGCCAGCAGGAUACGCAUAGCCAGAGACUCUAUUUGAGGAUAUCACUUGAUACGGAAAGCGAAUACGCCGCUAUCGUCGACAAUCUAUGGUUCUGUAUAUGCGAAGAUCCAUUUCGGGUACGGUUUCCGGUAUAUAAUGGCAGUAGUAGUACAAGAAACUUGUCGGAAAUCAAGAAGAUACAAGAACUUAGUAAUGGUAUACACUUGGUAUGCGUUGAUAGCAUGGACUAUGUCUACAAGGAAGUAGACAGGCCACUAUACGUACCGAGGGAUACUGAGGUUUUGGAACAGGAGCUGCGAAAUUUGGAACGGAUACGCAGUAGUAAGGGUGUCGUGCGGCUUAUUACUGUCGUUAUAUCCGACAAUCCAUACCGAACUGCAAAGGCCAAAGACGAUAAUCCUACCAGUUUGCAAGGGAUCCUUCUCGAGUACUAUCCAAACGGCACGUUGCAAAAUGUAUUAUAAUUACCAGAGCUCAACUUCCCGUAGUACCGAUAGGCGGUUCAGAUCGCUCGUUCAAUUAAUAUUCUUUACCAG
Messenger RNA from Hyaloscypha bicolor E, 859 nucleotides. RefSeq lists its product as uncharacterized. Bases 26 to 787 code for a protein of 253 amino acids. The record is from RefSeq and is a predicted model, not a curated record. NCBI's taxonomy places the organism in Eukaryota, Fungi, Ascomycota, Leotiomycetes, Helotiales, Hyaloscyphaceae. The transcript has a single exon.